AUAAUUAUUUAAAUAAUGCUUUAAAUUUAAAAUGAACGUCAUUACCAAAAUUGUAACAUGCCCAAGACCGUGGAAUUGACUAUAGAAAUUGAAGUGGAAAAGGUAUCAUGCCCUGGAGUUUGGCUCUGUCAGGAUGGUCGAGUAUCACUCACAGUAUUUGCCUUGGGAACUAGUUACCAGACUUGCCUUCUACCUCCAACAUUUCCACUGACGUUUAAAGAUGUAUUUUACUUCCGCAAGAGAUUUAAAGAAGCCUGUGCUGUCAAUAACAUCUGCUGUCUACUGAAGGAUGAAACGGUAUACUGUGAACUGGUGCAAUGGAGUGAAGACUGUGCAUCGGGGGAAUGUGUUAUGCUAGCCCAGUACCUGGGGUCACUGAAUGAUAUGCUUUUCCCGCCUAACACCUGUUCCUCUGAUGGUGUAGAUCUGUUGAUGAGAAGGACUAAAGAUUUCCCGGGUAUAUUAUCACCUAAAAUAGAAAUUGCAACAAAAGUUCGAAUAGACGAAAUUCGGGGAUCCAAAGUUUACACAGAUUCAAGUCCAAAAGAUGCUACAAAAAGAGAUAGUUGCAGUCAUAAAAGCAAACUAAAUGAUUGUGAAACAACCAAGCACAGACCUGUGUGCCAUUCGCCACAAUAUCAUAGACUUAGAUGCCGAAAAACAAAUAGAAAGUCGUCAAGAACAAGAUCGAAAUCAGCAAAGUCAAACUGCAGCUUACUGUCAAAUGAAUGUGUACAUCAAGAUGAAAGCGAAUCAGAAGAGGAGUUGGAUAAGAAGUUCCAGAAAGUACAGAUAGCGAGUCGGUACAUUGUUAACGAGGAGGCCGAGGAUGUCCCCAGGCGAGUACACCACUGGAAAGUGACUCCGUGUGUCUGCGAGAUAUGUAAGAAGUAUCAUGAACUAUUCCAUAUUAGAAGUUGAUAAAAUAUUAUUGCCUUUUAGAAAUUACUGAUAUGAAAGACAAAGAAAGUUAAGAAGCUAAACUUUUAGCUUUUUCCCAACGCGAAUAAUAAAAAAAAUGUAUAUAAGUCCGUCCACAACGACAAAAAGUAUUCUUAAAUUGUUUUUAAUUUUAGAACUCAGUACUGUUUUGCCGACGGAAAUAGUUUGAGAAUGUCGUCGCUAGAUGGCGCUUUUCAGUAUUUGCAACGGUAAAUGAAAAUUGUAAAAUGUUUUGUUUCGGGUCUUGCAAUUAGAUAAAUUAGUAUAAAUUAAGUGCAAAAAAUAUUUAUUUAAA
This is a messenger RNA of Aricia agestis (brown argus), 1237 nucleotides long. RefSeq names its product spermatogenesis-associated protein 6. Lineage: Eukaryota; Metazoa; Arthropoda; Insecta; Lepidoptera; Lycaenidae. The coding region runs from base 58 to 921 and encodes 287 amino acids. Gene Ontology annotation, biological process: spermatogenesis. Gene Ontology annotation, molecular function: myosin light chain binding. The transcript has 6 exons. The record is from RefSeq and is a predicted model, not a curated record.